Spirodela intermedia is the source of this 1335-nucleotide messenger RNA. The record is from the annotation of a GenBank genome assembly. Lineage: Eukaryota; Viridiplantae; Streptophyta; Magnoliopsida; Alismatales; Araceae.
AUGGGUCGGCCACCCUGCUGCGACAAAGUUGGGGUUAAGAAGGGUCCAUGGACGCCGGAGGAGGACAUCAUCCUGGUCACUUACGUUCAGGAGCAUGGCGCCGGGAACUGGAGAUCUGUUCCUACCAACGCAGGUGAGAGACCUCUCUCUCUCUCUCUCUCUCUCUCUCCCCUCCUUCCCUCUCUCCCCUCCUUCCCUCUCUCCCUCUCUCUCCCUCCCUCCCUUCUUCCCUCCCUCCCUCCUAUCUAUCUGUCUACCUCUUUCUCAUCUUCUUGGGGCAUCACUCUCUUUGUCGUUCCCCUUCUUCGAGUAAAUGACCAACGAUCACAAUCCUUUGUCCUCCGCGUCUAAUUCUCCCCCCUCGGGCUGUUAUUCAGGGCUCCUUAGAUGCAGCAAGAGCUGCAGACUCCGGUGGACGAAUUACCUCCGGCCAGGGAUAAAACGAGGCAACUUCACUGACCAGGAAGAGAAGACCAUCAUCCACCUCCAAGCUCUCCUCGGCAACAGGUAACAGAAAAUUUUCACGAUUAUUGAAACAUUCACAAAGAUUUAGAUGGUGGAAACUUUGGGAAUAAACUGUGAUGUUUGAUUUUAUGCAGAUGGGCGGCGAUAGCCUCCUACCUUCCAGAGAGAACAGACAAUGACAUCAAGAACCACUGGAACACCCACCUAAAGAAGAAGCUGAGGAACCUCAAGUCCGAUGGCGGAGAUGGCUCCCCGUUCGGUGGGCCAGCACCGUCAACGUCCCACCAGACGAUGGCCAAAGGCCAGUGGGAGAGGAGGCUCCAGACAGAUAUAGAAAUGGCCAAGCAGGCUCUCUCUGAGGCCCUCUCAGCGGAGACACCCAGCUUCAUGUCCGAACUCUUGCACCCCCUCUCCUCUUCUACCUCCUCUUCUUCCUCUUCGAAUCUGCGCAACUCGGUCGCAACUCAGACCCAGAGCCCCCAGCAGGUCUCUUCCUCAGCCGGCACCUACGCCUACAGCGCUGAGAACAUCUCCCGGAUGCUCCAAGGAUGGGUGAGGGCCAAGCCGAAGCUCCUAGUCGGCAGCGCGCUCUCCCCUUCCGGGUCGAACUCGGACUCGACUCAGCACUCGUCUAGCAACGCUGUCGGUGGCGAACUCGGAGACGACUCGCUGGUAAAGUUUGACCAGUCCCUGUCGUCGGCGCUGAAGGAAGAGGAGGAGGAAGAAGAAGAAGAAGGGAGCAUCUUCCACCCGGAGCGCAAGCCGAUGCCGCUCUCCUUCCUGGAGACCUGGCUGUUCGACGAUGGACUGGCUCAGGGGCACGAGGCGCUCAUGGACAUGCCCAUGAUCGAUACGGGCGAGUUGUUCUGA